AUGCCAGGGAUAGCAUCUGCUGCUGCGGCGGCGGCCGCAGCAACAAAUGAUCAUCAGUUUGGAAAUGGAACGGUGUCGUUCUGGUCAAAGCAUCGUGAUGAUGUUGUUAGCUUUAAUCAGCUCCAGAAGUUUUGGAGUGAGCUGUCCCCACAAGCACGGCAGAAACUCUUAAAGAUUGACAAGCAGAUGCUUUUCGAGCAGGCCCGUAAAAACAUGUAUUGUUCUCGAUGUAAUGGGUUGCUCCUGGAAGGUUUCUUGCAGAUUGUCAUGUAUGGAAAGUCUUUGCAGCAAGAGGGAGGAAUAGGUAGUCAUAGUUACCAUCCUUGCGAUAGAUUAGGAACUCUGAAAAGUCAUCAAAUUGAUGGCGAGUUUUGCUCAGAUGGAUGUGAAGGUGAUAUUCAAGAUCCAUCUGUCCAUCCUUGGGGAGGUCUGACUACUACCAGAGAAGGGAUGCUCACUCUUUUGGACUGUUACCUGUUCUCAAAAUCUCUGAAGGGCCUCCAGAAUGUGUUUGACAGUGCAAGAGCCCGGGAACGGGAGAGAGAAUUGCUUUACCCUGAUGCGUGCGGUGGUGGAGGUCGAGGAUGGAUAAGCCAAGGAAUGAUUGGAUACGGUAGAAGUCAUGGAACGAGAGAAACGUGUGCCCUCCAUACUGCCAGACUUUCUGUCGACACAUUAGUAGAUUUUUGGUCAGCCCUAGGAGAAGAAACUCGGCUAUCUUUGUUAAGAAUGAAGGAAGAAGAUUUUAUUGAGAGGCUUAUGUACAGGUUUGAUAGCAAGAGGUUUUGCAGAGAUUGCAGAAGGAAUGUGAUACGUGAGUUUAAGGAGCUCAAGGAACUCAAAAGAAUGAGAAGGGAACCUCGUUGCACCAGUUGGUUUUGUGUAGCAGAUUCAGCCUUUCAAUAUGAGGUCUCUCAUGACUCAGUGCAAGCUGAUUGGCAUCAAACGUUUGUAGAUACUUUCGGCACAUAUCAUCACUUUGAAUGGGCAGUCGGAAGUGGUGAAGGGAAAUCGGAUAUUUUAGACUUUGAAAACGUUGGGUUAAGUGGAAGAGUUCAAGUAAAAGGUCUGGACUUAAGUGGUCUAAAUUCAUGUUAUAUUACCCUCCGGGCUUGGAAAAUGGAUGGCCGCUGUACUGAACUUUCCGUAAAAGCACAUGCUUUGAAGGGGCAACAUUGUGUUCACUGUAGACUUGUGGUUGGUGAUGGUUUCGUUACAAUUACGAGGGGGGAAAGCAUUAGAAGGUUCUUUGAACAUGCUGAAGAGGCAGAGGAAGAAGAGGAUGAUGAUUCCAUGGACAAGGAUGGAAAUGACCUUGAUGGUGAAUGUACCCGUCCUCAGAAACAUGCGAAGAGUCCUGAACUUGCUCGAGAGUUCCUCCUGGAUGCUGCAACUGUUGAAAAGGCAUUCAGGGAAGGAACAGCACGACAAAAUGCUCACAGCAUUUUCGUAUGUCUUGCUCUGAAGUUGUUAGAGGAUCGUGUGCAUGUUGCAUGCAAGGAAAUCAUCACUCUAGAAAAACAGAUGAAACUUCUUGAGGAAGAGGAGAAAGAGAAACGUGAAGAAGAGGAACGCAAGGAACGAAGGAGAACAAAAGAGAGGGAAAAAAAGCUUAGAAGAAAGGAGAGAUUGAGAGAGAAAGAAAAGAAGUUUUCCGAAUCAUCAAACAAGCAAGCUGAAGUUCCUGAAAUUUCAGAUCAGCAGGUACCGACUAUUGCUGCCGAUGAGGAGGAAUCCGACGGUGUCACCUGUAAUGUUGCUGACUCUGUCAGCGAAACAGGGGAGGCCGGAAUUCAUUCUGGUGGGUCUGGGUCCUCGUCCUCAUCCCCUGAUAUUCAAGAUGAGCAACAAUUUUUGGAUGAGGAGUUCAUCGCUUCAGACUUGCAAAACCACCAUUAUGCUGAUAGUUUUGAAGUGGAAUUCGGAAACACAAAUGAUGAUGGGACAAGAAGCCCAUUGCCUUUUGAUCACUCGAAAUAUUCACGACAUAAGCAGCAAAAGUUCCGUAGUAAAGAGUUUCUGCAGGGCGGUGCUUACUCAAAAUGGUUUGAUAGACGGAGAUAUAAUGUUGUUGCCUCAGAGAAUGGGAGUAUGGUUGGCAAAUAUGAACCAAGACAACAAUCAAGAAACACUGCUUCAAAAUCUAAUGUUAGAAAUGUUGGCUUCAAUUAUGGUGAGAGGUUUUCUUGUCCCAGCAAUCGGAUCCAUGACAGGCAUGACUCUCAUGGAUGCAGCUGUAAUCAAUAUAGUGACUAUCGACCAAAAGCUGAGCAACCUUUAUCUAGAGUAGUCAGGGAGAAUAAAGCUGUGUUCAAGUCAGAAUCAACUUCAGACAUGUCUAAAUCCUACCACCACCGUGUGAACCACUUCCAAGUUGAAUUCAUUCGUGAGAAUUGUGGUAGAUCAAAAAGUAAGCCUGUCAAUGCAAUCAAUCACACCAAGAAAGUCUGGGAGCCGCUGGAUUCGCAGAAGAAGUACUACACCCGUAGUAAUUCGGAUUCGGAUGUUACAUUGAGAAGUUCAACGACAACUUCCAAAGGUGAAGAAGCAUCGGAAUUUGUUGAGUGUUCUGAAUCUUCUCUAGCUAGCAGUUCCGAUGAAGUUAUUGGCGUUCAACUGACUCACGAUGAGAAGGAAAAAACUCAUGAAUAUAAGAUUGUAACAGAUGGGACGUUAGAUUUAUCAACGAUAAGCAGUUCAUCUAAUUCUGAUAACUGCUCAUCGUGCCUUAGUGAAGGGGACAGCAGUAAUACAUCAUCAUCUUUGAAUCAUCCGCAGAACACUGAAUCUUCUUCAUCGUCAUCAGAUUCUGAAGAUGCUAGCCAAAACUCAGAAGGAAGAGAGAUCACUUCAGUCAGCCUUUCAAAUGGCUUGAAAAAUGUAUGUCAAAGUCAAGAAGUCGAAAUAGCAAAAGGCGAGACUACAAGCCAGACAGUCAUCAAUGGUGCCGGCGGUUUGAAUAACGCCUGUGGGAGUUUGCCAUUGCCUUCAAAAGGUGGCCCUAAUGUCUGCGUGAAUGCUGUUCAGCAGCAAGGUCAUCAGCCUCUGCCUCAUCAUCCGCAAUUGCAGCACAAUCAGGGUGUACAAUAUUCAUUUAUUCAUCAGUCUUCUCCAAUGGGUUAUUACCAUCAUCACCAGAGUCCUCUCCCUUGGCCGGCUGCUGCUCCUCCUAAUGGGUUCAUGGCGUUUCCCAAUGCGAAUCAGUAUGUUUUUGCGAACCCUUAUGGGUAUGGCUUGAAUGGAAAUACUGCACAUUUUAUGCAGUAUCCUCCUCCUGCGUUGCUUAAUCGUAAUCAUGUGCCAGUUUACCAGCCUAUUGCUCAAAGCAAUGGUAUCAUUAAUGGAAAAGAUCUGUCCAAGAUCUCUAAUCUGGUACAAAGGGAUCCCGGGCUUGCGCUGAAGCCUAUGGAUAUACCUGCAACAGCCGAAAAAAGUCAGCAAAUGCCGAAGGCGGCUGAGAAAUCUGAAGUUGGAGGAAACACAGGUUUUUCCCUUUUCCAUUUUGGUGGCCCUGUGGAUCUUUCAACUGGAUUGAAAUCUGAAACACCAGCUGCGUUGAAGGACGAAGUUGGCGGGAAGUUAUCUUCAAAAUUAUCAGCUGAUCAUAAUAAUGAAGGUGGCGAUCAAAAUUGCGAUACAAAAAGUUCUAUUGAAGAGUAUAACUUAUUUGCUGCAAGUAAUGGGAUAAAGUUUUCUUUCUUCUGA
Messenger RNA from Oldenlandia corymbosa var. corymbosa, 3705 nucleotides. NCBI's taxonomy places the organism in Eukaryota, Viridiplantae, Streptophyta, Magnoliopsida, Gentianales, Rubiaceae. The record is from the annotation of a GenBank genome assembly.